AUGUCCUCCGAAAGGACUCUGCCUGCGCAGUACCUACACACCGGUCCAACGCCAGCGCCGCAGGCCGAGCAGGUCUGUCAGGCGGACCCUGCAGCCAUGAAGCUUACCCGUGGCACCAGCUGCGUCCUCUGUCAGCAGCGCAAGGUCAGGUGUGACAAGAGAAAGCCCUGUUCCAACUGUGUCAAGUCCGGCGCCGAGUGCAGGGUCAUCCCCCCGGCGCCUCCUCGCCGGAGAAGGAGACGAAUUCAAGAGAAGGAACUCAUAGAACGUCUCCAGCGGUACGAAACCAUAUUGACCGAGCAUGGCAUCCACUUUGAUCCCAUCGGCCAUGAUCUGCCGAGCGACCUCCCGCCGAUGGACGGUGUCGACGAGCUCGAAGAUGAGUUUGAGAGCCUCAAGGCGUCACCGGAUGUCGCCGGCACAUCACGAUCUGCGGCAUCCCGGAAGGAAAGUGAACAGCUCCUCCGUGAUUCUUCCGACGACGAAGUCGAUGGCUCGACUCUCCACCGUGCGUUCGACAACAUGUUCGGCAACCAGGGUGGCUUUCCCUUCGUCACCGAUGGUCGGGUAGAAUCCGUCACUGACGCCCAUCCGUCCACAAUCCAAAUAUUUCAACUGUGGCAGCUCUACAUUGACAACGUCAAUCCGCUGUUGAAGAUCACCCACGUCCCCACCGUCCAGGGUCAAAUUGUGGACGCAACAUCAUGCUUGCACAGGAUGCCGAAAAACAUCGAGGCUCUCAUGUUUGCCAUAUAUUCAAUGGCCGUUACGUCCCUCGACGAUGCCGAGGUUCUUGAAAGAUUCGGGGAGCUGAAAAGGGAUCUUCUCGGGCGCUACUUCUCGGCUCUGCAGCAAGCCUUGCUCAACGCUGGCUUUUUGCGCAACGACGACUUCACAUCGCUGCAGGCAUACACCCUGUACCUGAAUGAUGGGCUGACUGCGCAGUUGGCCUUGCGAUGGUACGUGGAUCCGCGUCACGUCUUUUGCUUGAUCGGCAUUGCCGUCCGCAUCGCGCAGCGGAUGGGCCUCCACCGCGACCCCGCCGGAUUCGGCCUUUCGCCGUUCGAGAUGGAGCAGCGCCGGCGUCUGUGGUGGACAAUCGUCGGGUACGAUCGCCGCAUCGGCGAGAUAACGGGCUCGACCGUCACAGCGCUGUCGGGCGGUGGAGAUUGCAAGAUGCCCCUGAACGUCAACGACGCCGAUCUUCACGUCGAGGGCACGGAUUCGCCUUUGCCCCACAGCGGCCCGACGGAGAUGCUCUUCGCCCUCAGCCGCGUUGAAAUGGCCAUGGCCGUUGCUGGCAAUGGCAGCCGGGACUGCCACAGGGUGAAUAAGACCAAGACGGCCAAGGUCGGUCAAGGCUCAUCGCAGACAUCGGCCGCGAGGAGUCCGGGGGCAACCAUUCGCAUCGCCGGACAAGAGUCGCCGUCGUACACCCUCGACGGGUUCUGUGCGCACGUCGAAGGCAAAUACCUGCCACAGUGCGACCCAAAGAUCCCCCUGCACCUCUUCACUUUGACCAUGACGCGGCAAACGUUGUGCAAGAUGCGCAUCGUUGACUUCCUCGUCCGAAUACACAACGCGGAAGCGAUGCCGCUCGAGGACGCCGAGCGAGACAGCCUGUUCGAGCUCUCCACGCAGAUGAUCGAGCACGACAAUACCGUGCAAUCGUCCGAGAGCCUACGACCUUUCAGGUGGUACUCGAUGCACUACUUUCCCUUCCCGGCAUACAUGUUCCUCGUCCAGGAGCUUCGUACCCGUGUCACGGGCAUGCCGGUGGAGCGAGCGUGGAGCACAAUGGCUAGCAAUCACGAGCUCAGAGGCUUGCUCAGCCACUCGCGCAGUCCUAUGCACAUGGCUUUUGGAAAUCUAUUCCUGAAAGCAUGGGACGCUCAUCAGGCAGCCAUGCAAGCCACGGGCGAAGAAGUCAACCCUCCACAGUUUAUUGGCCUUCUCCGCCAACGGUCGGAGGUGCGUCGCAAGGCUCGGGCAGAGAACCUUCAGGAUCCGGACCUCGAGGCAACGCCCGUUGAUCUCCCGUCGGCGCAAAGCCGUGGAAAAACCACAGCCACUGGCUCGUGGGGACGAGUCGAAGCGAUGACGCCCUCGUCAGCGGAUGCGUCCGUGACCGGCACUGCACCGGCACCACCUACGCCUCACGUCCCCACGCAGUUGCAUGGUAAUGGAAUGGACUGGUCGUACCUUUCGCCCGAGUAUGAUGAUGUCGGAGCAUUGCAGGCGUUUGGCAACUUUGGCGCAUUCGGGCUGCCGAUGGAAGAAGACAGGGGCGGCCGCCAGGGAGCGGGAAGUAUGUUUGACAAUUAA
Messenger RNA from Drechmeria coniospora, 2325 nucleotides. RefSeq lists its product as uncharacterized. The transcript is spliced from 3 exons. Gene Ontology annotation, molecular function: zinc ion binding; DNA binding; DNA-binding transcription factor activity, RNA polymerase II-specific. Gene Ontology annotation, biological process: DNA-templated transcription; regulation of DNA-templated transcription. NCBI's taxonomy places the organism in Eukaryota, Fungi, Ascomycota, Sordariomycetes, Hypocreales, Ophiocordycipitaceae. The record is from RefSeq and is a predicted model, not a curated record. Bases 1 to 2325 code for a protein of 774 amino acids.